Lymnaea stagnalis (great pond snail) is the source of this 6441-nucleotide messenger RNA. Lineage: Eukaryota; Metazoa; Mollusca; Gastropoda; Lymnaeidae. The record is from the annotation of a GenBank genome assembly.
GCAGCACAAACGAUGAAGACGCUCGCCCUAGUCGUGGUGUGGUCAGCGAUGGUCCAAACACAACUGGUGACCGCAACGGGCGCUACCAAGGUCAUCGAGGCGCGUCUGGGUAGCUACAUGGGGUCAGAGACGACGGCCAUCAACAACGAGAAGUACUGGUCUUUCAGGGGGAUCCCUUACGCCAAGCCUCCCCUUGGACAGCUGCGCUUUGCCAAGCCAGAGAGGCUGCCUUAUCAAGGUCAUUUCAGUGCAACAAUAAGAUAAGAUAAGAUUAGAUAAGAUACGAUUAGUUAAGAUGCGAUUAAAUAAGAUAAUAUAAGAUAUAGGCAAAAUAAGAUAUAGAAGAGAUAGAUUAUUUUAUUGUUCCAAGUAAAUGGAAAUGUCUAAUUUUUGCCCUUUUAAACAUUGCAAUAUACCUACACAAUUACUGUAGAUAGAUACAUACACUUAACACGCAACACUUUUAACUAGAACGAUUUGAACACAAGGCAUCUAAACGUAUUUGUCCAGCGCAACAAAUCAGCCAUCAUAUUCCAGAGGACUUCGCUCCAUUAGCGGCAGUAUUGAUAUUAAGGAAUAUCAUUUGGAGCUUGUGACAGCCGCAGUAGCACGCUCGGUCACGUGUGACAGAACCGUCAUAAAAUGUAAUGGUUGUCACUUGGGCUCUGUAUAACAUUAGUAUAAAGGAUUUGGGGGGGGGGGGGUGGGGGGGUAGUACACAAAAUUGUGGCGCCCUCGGUACUAAUGUCUUUAGUGAAUGCUAUUCCGUCAUUCACCUUGACCUAUUGUUUGCGAGUAGUUCAAAAUUUCAGAAUCCUAAAAAAAAUUAUGAAAGAAAAAAAAUAAAUUUUAUUUAUAAAAAAGAGGGGGGGGGGGGGGGGUAGUACACAAAAUUGUGGCGCCCUCGGUACUAAUGUCUUUAGUGAAUGCUAUUCCGUCAUUCACCUUGACCUAUUGUUGGCGAGUAGUUCAAAAUUUCAGAAUCCAUGCUUGAAUAUUUGAAUUGGCAUUUAAUGAAGAAAGCUUUUUAAUCAUAGGAUGUGGUCCGGUGGUAUUAAAUGAUGAUGGGAAGUCUAAGAAAGAACAUGCUUCUUAGCAUAAUCUUAGGGCCGUCCAGGUGAUGGUAAAGUCUUUCUCUUGGGGCCGUCUAGGUGAUGGUAAAGUCUUUCUCUUGGGGCCGUCUAGGUGAUGGUAAAGUCUUUCUCUUAAGGCCGUCUAGGUGAUGGUAAAGUCUUUCUCUUAGGGCGGUCUAGGUGAUGGUAAAGUCUUUCUCUUAUGGCCGUCUAGGUGAUGGUAAAGUCUUUCUCUUAGGGCCGUCUAGGUGAUGGUAAAGUCUUUCUCUUAGGGCCGUCUAGGUGAUGGUAAAGUCUUUCUCUUAGGGCCGUCUAGGUGAUGGUAAAGUCUUUCUCUUAGUGCCGUCUAGGUGAUGGUAAAGUCUUUCUCUUAUGACCGUCUAGGUGAUGGUAAAGUCUUUCUCUUAUGGCCGUUUAGGUGAUGGUAAAGUCUUUUUAAUAAAUAUAGUAAAAAGGUAUAUUUUGUAAUUCUGGAGGAUUUAUUAGCAAAUUGGUUGGGGGGGGGGGGCGGGGGGGGUUCAAGUUAAAAAUUUCACGUGAUAAGUUCUCAUAACAGUACAUCACAAUACAGGUAAGUGUGACAGGACAUAAGUUGUCAGUGACAUAUAAUUUUUUUGGAAUAGGUAUAAUUCCUCUUGUUCAGCAUAUCUUUGUAUUUUAUGAGUAUCAUACGAUUUCUAUAGAAUGGAACAAAAAAUGUAGGAGAGCUGCUCUGAGCAGAGUUUAGCAAGCCAACCGAUUAAUUUCCCUGUCCCCCGAGAGCAUGGGCUACACUCACUUAAAUUAAAUAACAACAUUGACCAUGGUAUAUGCAAAUAUGUGGAACCCAGAAUGUAAAUAAAUGUAUUUAAUUUGUUUAAUUUUUCACCUUGAUACGAGUUUUAAAUUUAAAAAAAAGACAAUUAAAUAACAUUUAAUGUUCCCACAGACAACGGGGAAAUAUUAGGUACGCGCUUAUUCAGUUUUAACACUACUCUUGAUUAAAUAUUUAUCUUUCUUCUCAUAGAAGCUGUACCCUAAUUUCGCUGUUCUCAUUCUAAAAACAGAUGGCGUAUUAGACGCCACCAGACAAGGUGCCGCCUGCCCACAGAAUUCAUAUUUUCUCUCUCCAAACGAAAAAGUUUCCGAGGACUGCCUGACACUGAACAUCUUCGUCAAAAAUCCAAAGUACGCCACCAUCAACGCCAAAAAGGUCUUGGUUUGGAUACACGGCGGCGCCUACCUCUUCGGCUCCUCCUUCAUCUACGACGCCGGAAACCUCGUGACGGAACACGACGUCAUCGUCGUGACCAUCCACUACAGGCUGGGCGUCCUCGGCUUUCUGAGCACCGAAGACGAGGCCAGCCCCGGAAACUACGGCCUGUGGGACCAGGCGCUGGCGAUUGAAUGGGUCAAAGCCAACAUCAGGGAUUUCGGGGGCGAUCCGGAUGACAUCGCCAUCGCUGGGGAAUCGGCGGGAGCCGCCUCUGUUUCGACCCUGUCUAUAAGUCCGUAUACCGACGGCCUUUUCACAAAGGCGUACUCUCAUAGCGGGAGUGCGACAUCUUUAUUCUCGCGAUACACUGAUGCUAAAGGUGACGCCUUUCUCUUGGCGAAAUCCCUAAACUGUACGAAGGUUGCUGACCAAGCGGAUCUCUGUUCCACGGCGUCCAAAGCUUUGAUUCAGUGUCUGAGAACGAAGCCCGCUGACGUUCUCGUACCCCCUCCAGAACUUCUUAGAAGUACGUUCGUGCCCCGGGUCGAUGGGGACUUUAUCCCGAGACCGCCGAUCGAACUCUUACGUGACUCCCGAUACCUGCAGAGCGUUGGAUUUUACCGCAGGAAAUAUCUGGUCGCAAUUAACAAUAACGAAAUGAGCGCCAUUGAACCCCGUUACGCGCCCGCCAAGGCCAACUUCUACGCUUCCAGUAAUUUGACCACUUCCGCAAAGGAUGCGCUGUGGCGGUACUUCGCUGUCAACGGCAGCACUGCCGAACGCUUGGAAGUGGCCGAGGCCGACCCAGUGGUGGCCGAUGCGGUUGGGAGCUGGUACGAAGACCGAUACCCGGGAGAGUCCGGCUACACUCAGAUUGUGUACGACCUGCAUUUUACGAUUCCGACCUUCGACGUCCUCAACGCGGUUGCCCUCAACCGGGCCUCAUCCGCCUGGCUGCUGUACUUCAACCACUAUCCGAGCUUCAUGCGAGGGGAGAGGAGGGGAAUGAUCCACGCGUUAGAUCUGGUCUACUGGUUUGAUAUCUCCACCGACGUCAUCAACAGUUUCGUUGGUGCGGGCGCCAUCGGGACCUACAGCAAGGACGAAAUGAGGCUGAAGAAAUUGUACUCCUCCAUUGUUGCCGCAUUCAUAAAAACUGGGUGAGAAAAGAAGACAUUAUGCUAAUUAAAUUUGUUACUUUUAACUGUUACUUUAUUCAACUACUUAUGAUAUGAUUACAUUUGCCGCACGGAUAAGAGGUGAGGACAUGUGGUGACCCUCAUCGAUGAUUCCAAACAGGCUGUCUUUUGAGGGCACUGCGCCCAGGCAACCUCUCAACCUCCCAGCUGCGGUGUGAGUUAGUCACACCGCAGAAAACCACGUAGACUCUAUUAGAGGACGUCAGUCAAACACCUACUCGUCCUCCCUCGGGUGGGAAAGGGGGGGGGGGCUUAGAGACGUUUAACAUAUCCACCCCAGCCCCUAGAAAGUCCUGCCCCGUUGCUGUGAGAGCAGCACCCCGGCUGGCCAGGUGUUUGUUCUCCGGGGCCGCCACAAUCAGCAUUGUCAAUCGAGUGAAAGGGCGGGUGUGGCUGUCUUAGAGGGCGAAAUGCCCCCGGCGUGCUGCUUCGCAGCCCUGAUCGGAGUAAAGACCACUGGGGGCAGUUGUUGAGGCCGGUUGGGUUUCAGCGGGUGGGGCGUCAGAGAAGACCUUAUGCGCUUCGGUUCGAUGACCUAAACAUCUUAGAAUUUAAACAAUGUUCUCUAGCCAAUCAAGGUCGGGAAAUUUGGUCUUGUAGUCCUAUCUACGAAUCGUAAUAUUGUUCUUUAAAAAAGCGUUGAAAUUAACUGACAAAAACGCUUUCUCAUUAUUAAUCUAAUAAUUUCACUAUUUAAAAAAAAAUGUCGUUGAGAUAAAUUAUUAAACAUAUUUGUACAAAAUAUGGUAAGGGAUUUUACCUAUUACUUGAUUUAAAUCAACCUCCGUUCGUAUUGGGAAAUGAAGGAAUAUGUUAUGGAGAAAUACUUUCGAGGAAGCUGUUUUCCCCAGAUCCAACUAUUUGCCCUCGACCUGGAUAUCCAUGUACAUGUUGAACAUCUGCUAGAAGAUUAUACGAGGUGUGUCUUUGGAAUUGUGUCUGGUACUGUGUCUGGUACUGUGUCUGGUACUGUGUCUGGUGUUGCUUCUGAUACUGUGUCUGGUAUUGCGCCUGAUAUUUAUCUGGUAUUUUGUCUGGUAAUGUGUCUGGUACUGUGUCUGGUACUGUGUCUGGUGUUGCUUCUGAUACUGUGUCUGGUAUUGCGUCUGAUAUUUUGUCUGGUAUUUUGUCUGGUAUUGUGUGUAGUAUUGUUUCUGGUAUUGUGUCUGGUAUUGUGUCUGAUUAUGUGUCUGGUAUUGUGUCUGGUUCUGUGUCUGGUAUUGCUUUAGGUACUGUGUCUGGUAUUGUGUCUGAUAUUUUGUCUGGUAUUGUGUCUCGUAUUGUGUCUGGUAUUUUGUAUGGUUUUGUGUCUGGUAUUGUAUCUGGUAUUGUGUCUGGUAUUGUGUCUGGUAUUGUGUCUGAUAUUGUGUCUGGUAUUGUGUCUGGUACUGUGUCUGGUAUUGCGUCUGGUACUGUGUCUGGUAUUGUGUCUGGUAUUGUGUCUGGUUCUGUGUCUGGUAUUGCUUCUGAUACUGUGUUUGGUAUUGCGUCUGAUAUUUUGUCUGAUAUUGCGUCUGGUACUGUGUCUGGUACUGUGCAUGAUACUGUGUCUGGUACUGUGCAUGAUACUGUGUCUGGUAUGUGUCUUAUACUGUGUCUGGUAUAGUGUGUGGUAUUGUGUGUGGUAUUGUGUGUGGCAUUGUGUCUGGUAUUGUGUCUCAUAUUGAGUCUGGUAUUUUGUCUGGUAUUGUGUCCGGUACUGUUUCUGGUAUUGCGGUAGUUUCGCACAUACCAUGAUUACGUUUACGUGGUAUCGAUAUAACAAGGGCGGCAUUUUGGAAAAAGGGGUGGGGGGAUUUUAGCCUACCUUGGUUGACACUAAUGCUAGCUAUGUCACUGCUGACAACACAACAACCUGGUUGGCCCUAACCCUAGCUAUGUUAUUGCUAACAGCACAGCAACCUGGUUGACACUAACCCUAGCUAUGUCACUGCUAACAGCACAGAAACCCGUUCGACAAAAUCCACUGACAAAUGCCCUGAGCGUAAAAUUGACUUAAUCUACUUUAACCAUUGGCGCACAUAGUGGACGUAUGACGAGGCUGUAAUGGAGAUGUUUGGGCUGGUGUAGAAUUGGGACCUACGGAUACCCUAUAGAGAUCUUAUAGAUACCAUAUAUACCCUAUAGAUAAUAUGUAUGUACAAUAUAGAUUAACGACAUCUUGAUCACAAAACAAAGAAAUAUAUACGUUACAUCUACAAAAUAUUAAUAAAAUUAUGAGGGAAAAAAAUUGAUCAAAGAUUGAAUCCAAUAUGUAUAAAUCAAGAGCUGUCUAUCCAUUUUGUAUGAAUCAAGAGCUGUUUAUCCAUUUUGUAUGAAUCAAGAGCUGUCUAUCCAUUUUGUGUGAAUGAAUCAAGAGCUGUCCUUUUUCCGUUGUGGUUUGAUUGCACCGUCAAUAAUAAAUUGAGCAUCUUGCAUUCCACAGCAACCCGACUUCUCCACUGCGAGGCAUCACCACAAACCCCUGGUACAGGUAUGAUCAGAGUGACGCCCCCUACUUGGACUUCAACUCGAAGCCAGAAGUUCUGACCCAUUUGGCCAGAAGCAACAGAAUACUCUGGGAAAAGACGGUGCCUAACUUGGUGUCUGACCUGCAGGACCCCGAACACCGUUCUGAUGACCGUGAUUAAAAGAUAAACUAAAACUAAUGAGGUGUUACAAGUAGCGACGUGUGAUGUUUGCAGAAUGAACAGACAUUUCUUUACCAUGUCUCGAAACAUCAAAAAAAAAAAAAAAUGUAACGGGGCUGUCAAUACUGUUCUUACCUUUAUUAUGUUUAUUGUCUGUUCUUCUGUAUAUUUAGAUAAACUUUAUAUACAUCUUUUUUAAUCUUUAGGAAUGAAAAAUAUAAAAAUUUUCAAAAGCAAGAAAGUUAGUGACCAAAAUGAACUAAAUAUAGCAAAUAAUUCUCCAGGUAUGAAAAAGAGUAUGAAAAAGGGUGAGUUCAAAGGCGCGCAAAAAAAACAACAACGAC